AUGCGACUCCGCAAAGCCGCCCGAGUCAUUCUUGUAGGGGCGCCCGGAGUGGGCAAAGGGACACAGUCGGAACGCUUGCUUCAGCGGUUCCCACAACUAUCGUCCAUCAGCUCUGGGGAUCUGCUUCGGCACAAUGUUAAGCAGCGGACACCUCUCGGAAUUAAAGUCGAGAGCACGAUGAAGUCUGGAGGGCUGGUACCCGACGACCUCAUCCUCCGACUCAUCAGCAACGAGCUCCAACAGCGCGGGUGGAUCUCGUCAGGGCACCCUUCUGGUAAUGUCAUGACGCUCGCGUCUUCCGCCGCCGCUACGGCCGACGGCGAACCGUUCGACAACAACGACGCCGAAGUUGCCGCCUUCAUCUCGUCGCCGGCCCAUGUGCACGGCUACCCGCAACUCCAAGCGUCCGAGGAUCCCUCUGCCUCGUUCAUACUCGACGGGUUCCCCCGCACGGCGGCACAAGCCGACCGGCUUGACGAGAUCGUGCCUGUCAACCUAGCCGUGUCGAUCAGGACGCCGCUCGACGUCAUAAUAGAGCGGAUAUCCGGGCGCUGGGUGCACGAACCCUCCGGGAGGGUGUACAACACAACGUUCAAUCCGCCCAAGGUCCCCGGCCGCGACGACGUCACGGGCGAGCCGUUGGUGCGCAGAUCCGACGAUAGCGAAGAUGUGUACCGCACGAGGUGGAAGAAGUUUCAGGAAACUAGCGAGCCACUACUAGAACACUAUGCCCGCAAGGGCGUGCUAUGGGAAGUCGAGGGCAUGAGCAGCGACGAGAUAUCACCCAAGCUUUUCCGCGAGUUUGAGCGCCGGUUUGUCGAAUAG
Molecule: messenger RNA, 825 nt
Organism: Canariomyces notabilis
Lineage: Eukaryota; Fungi; Ascomycota; Sordariomycetes; Sordariales; Chaetomiaceae
Product: adenylate kinase
Exons: 2
Coding region: 1-825 (274 amino acids)
Biological process (GO): nucleobase-containing compound metabolic process
Cellular component (GO): cytoplasm; mitochondrion
Molecular function (GO): ATP binding; AMP kinase activity
Source: RefSeq, a predicted model, not a curated record